UGCACAGGAUGUUAUGAAAUCAGCGCUGUUGCUGAAACUUGCAGAAGGUCGCUGGAAGUCCUGUGUCUCUCUCACCCACACACACACACACACAUACAUACACACACAUUCACCUGGCACUUACACACUCCACACACUUGUCCUCGUGCACAGAGCUGAAGCUUGCCACAGUCUUCUCCUCCUCGAGCGAAAAAGCCUGGCGGUGGUUGGACUGGAGCCUGGAGAAAAGAGGCCAGGCCGGCAUUGGUUCAAUUUGACAGCCCAGUCAGUCUGUCAUAAGCUCCGAUUUAGACAGAGGACGGACAGAGAAGAAGAAGGAGAAGAAGAAGAAGAAGAAGGAGAAGAAGAAGAGGAGGAGGAGGAGGAGGAGGAGGAGGAAUAGUGAUGGCACUGACCGACAUUGCAAAGGAUGACCUGGAUGAGAUGAUGCGUGAAGAGGCGGAGGACGUCUUCUAUGAGGACGGGGUGUCGUCCCGGGUCCCAGAGAUCAUGGCAGCAGGUACCCACUCUCCUGGAGGCCCCAACGGCAUAAUCCGGAGCCAGUCCUUCGCCGGCUUCAGCACUUUACAGGAACGACGCUCACGGUGUAACUCAUUCAUGGGGAAUUCAGCGGUACAGAAGAAGCCUCAGUCUAAACCCAAGAAGCCCCACGUGUCCGGCCACAAAGGAGGCAGCAGUUCCCGAGAACCACAGCCCAAAAGACUGGAGGAGGUUUACACCGCACUCAGACAAGGCCUGAAUGAGUAUCUGGAGGUUCAUCAAACAGAGCUGGAUAAACUCACAUCACUCAUGAAGGACAUGAAGAGAAAUUCUCGUUUGGGAGUGCUGUAUGAUCUUGACAAGCAAAUCAAAACAAUUGAGAGAUAUAUGAGACGUCUGGAGUUUCACAUGAGCAAGGUGGAUGAGCUGUAUGAGGCAUUCUGCAUCCAGAGCCGUCUAAGGGAUGGGGCUAGCCGGAUGAAGCAAGCCUUCUCCUCCUCCCCCACCACUAAAGGCACCAAAGAGAGCAUUGCAGAGGUCAACCGCCGCUACAAAGAAUACACUGAGAACAUGAGCACAUUUGAGAGUGAACUGGAGAACCUGCUUGGGGAGUUUCAUAUCAGAAUGAAAGGUUUGGCUGGUUUUGCGAGACUGUGUCCAGGAGAUCAGUAUGAAAUUUUCAUGCGAUAUGGUCGUCAGCGCUGGAAGUUGAAGGGAAGGAUUGAAGUGAAUUCACGACAGAGCUGGGAUGGUGAUGAGAUGGUUUUCAUGCCCCUCAUCACUGACCUCAUCAACAUCAAGGUGACAGAGCUGAAAGGCUUGGCCACUCACAUGCUGGUGGGUAGUGUGAUCUGUGAAACAAAGGAGCUGUUUACGGCUAUGCCUCAGGUAGUGGCAGUAGACGUCAAUGACCUGGGAACCAUCAAACUCAACCUGGAGGUCACCUGGUAUCCCUUCGAUUCAGAGGACCUAACUCUGUCAUCUGGCAACGUGAGCAAAGCCACAGCGCUCCAAAGACGAGUAUCUGUCUACAGCCAGGGCACACCGGAGACCCCCACCUUCCAGGACACCUCCUUCUUUUCUACUUUGCCAGAUGACAUCUUUGAAAAUGGUGGCUGUGGUGUUGCAGAAUGCAAGCGUCUUUCCUUCACUUUCUCUGACACUUCCGGUUCCACUCCAAGCCCCGCCCCCAGCUCCCACUCCCCAGGCCAAUCCAACCCUGAGAUCACUGUCACACCCCCAGAAACAGAUGUAUUACCCUUACAAAUUCUCACCACAAGAGAGGAUUCGAUUGUAGAAGAGCAUUUAGCUGAGGAAGAGGAGGAGGAGGAGGAGGAUGGGGAGACGGGCAGCAGAGGGAGCAGGGUCAGUGGGACGAGUGGGAGCCUGGCCAGCGAUGAAGGGGAGGUGGCAGAGGACUCAGAAUGGGAGCGCACCGAGUCCCAGCGAAACUCAGGCUCCAACUGUGGCUCUGCAGCUCCAUCCAUAUGCUCGGACAGCCACCUGUCCACAGUGGCACCGGAGGACGUCUUCCUGGACCACACAGAUGAGCUGAAGCCUGUGGAACUGGACACGGAGGAGGCAGGCAGCCUGACCAGGCAGCUCGUCAAGAGGCUGACCUCUUCAGAAAUUGAGCCACCGAGAGGGAUCUCCACAGAGGGCGGAGGAAACCUGAGCUGGGCAGGGGAGGGCAGCAGGGCUUUCCUGGAGAGCAGCCUGGAGGAGGCCAUCCACAGCCUGCUCAUGAGGCUGGAGGCUCUGACUCACCGCUGCCACGAGCUGCAGGACCUGGAGCAGGAAGUGAUGCGCCUGGAGGACAUACUGAAGUGUCGACUCCCUGGCCACAGAAGCCGGUCUUCCAGUCUCAGUCUGACAGUAGAGAGUGCCCUGGAGAGUUUUGACUUCCUUAACACCUCUGACUUUGAUGAUGAGGAUACUGGAGACGACAAUGCUGUCCUCAACAUUCCCCCUCAGAGGUCUCCGCUUUUUGAUGCUGAUGCAGAAAGGAUGGGGGCCCAGCAUCCAGAAGCCAGGGGACACCUAAGUGAAGCCCUGACAGAGGACACCGGUGUGGGCAACAGCGUGGCAGGAAGCCCCCUACCGCUUACGACUGGAAAUGAGAACCUGGAUGUGGCAAUCGUCAUCCACCUCCAGUACUGUAAUCACCUCAUUCAGCUGCUGACCAGUGGGGUGGGGGUGUGGCAGCGUCGCAGUCUCCUCCUCAAACUGUCCAGGCAGACCCAGCUGUUAGAAGACCUUGCAGAGCUCAGUAUGGAUCAACUGGCACCAAUCACAUGUGCUGCUGAUGUUCUCCCAGGCCUUGCAGAACGCCCGUGGCUGAUAACUCUGUGGUCAGACUGUAGCGGCUCUGGAGGACUGUUCCACACCACACUGGACAGAGUGUUCAAAUUCAUGGACCAGCACUUCACAGCAGCGCUGCAGGAGAGACACCCAUACAGCGCAGACAGAGUGAUCGGUGUGGUAGUGGGAGAGAUGGUGGAUCGGACUGACCUGGUGGCACUGUGUAGUCCUCCUGUGGCUGCACUGUCUCAUGAUGUCCUGACCGUGUUCCAGUUCCACAGCUACGUCGUACAACAUGAAGUCCAGGACAUGCAGACUCACCUGCUGGAUCUGGCCAGAGAGGCGGUGUUUGCAGAGGUUUUGUGCAGUGGGGAUCACGCUCGCUGUGUGGCAGAGCUGCAGGAGGUUCCUGCAUCGUCACUUUGGCCCAGAAACAGCACCCUCAGAUCCCUGGCCUCCCUGCUGACCACUGAGGACCCGCAGGUGAACAAGGCUGCAGCCGACUACCUCUGUUCUGCAGCGUCACACAGUCACUUCAGGAGCAGAGCAGUGGAAUGCUACACUCAGGCGCUGUCAGAGGCCGGAGUUCAAAGCCAGAGGGCCGCAUGUUCUGCUCUCAGCUGUCUGCAGGCUGUCGAGAGCAUUAGAGCAGUGGUAGCACUCUGUGAUUCAGCUGAUGAGGAGCUUCGCCAUGUUGCCAUAGAAACCUUGCUCACAUUUGGUGAGGAGGGUCGGCUGGCGUACGAGCAGUUGGACACAUUGCCGGGGGAAAUGCUACGUCUGGGUACGCGACGGAGUAACGCCGUCACCACUGCAUUUUGAGCCACCGUGCCACCAAAAACAUCCUGUCGACUUAGCGUCCCGGCUGGAAGCGCAGAGGACACCACUGCUGGUCAGCCUGCCAAUGAGGGACUGAUGGAACUCAUUCUACUAAGUGUCACAGCUACACUCUGCUGUUGUCGCUGAUACUGCCUAACCACACCUACACACUCUCCUCAUCCCCCCUUGCCCCCCCCCCCCCUCCUUGCUUUCUGAGCCAGGCACACCAAUCAUAUCCAGUUUCUACUGAGAGCACAAACCUGACUGGACACAAAGCUGCUCCAAAGAGUGCACAGACUAGAAUUUAAGCAAUGGAUCUCCACUUUUUCAUAAAACAUGCUACACUGCACACAAUACUCUUAUUGGUUACUCACUAAUUAAUUAUCAUGUUGUGAGAGUCAGAUGCACAAUAUACUAAUUAUGAUCUUUGUAUAAUCACUGUUUUUCAUGUUUUUGUUUAUGGUUUUGCAUCCAAGUGUAUUUUUUUCCAGCGCUUUUCAGGAAAUGUGUACUGUCACUUGGCUUGUAAAUAUGGUAUAUUUGACACUGCAGCUGGUGUAACGUAUGUGGUUGUAUUUAAAAUGUUAUGUUUCACGUCCGUUUUCUAGUACGGUAUGUUUUGCGUUUUCAGGGAUUCUUUUAUGGUUGAAAGGUGUAUGUUUUAUGGAAGGGUGGACCAUUAAUAUGUGGAGAGUGGCUUCAAAGAGGAUGCCGUCAUGUGAGCGUGGGGUUAAAGAGCCCUAGUUCAGUAACAGCCGUUUACAGUUUUUAACAGUGUAGAGGCAGAACAGUCAGCACUGUGCCCAGGCUACACUCCUCAGCAGGUUGUCUGGAUUUCAUGCUUGCAGUUUAAAAAGUGCAAUUGUUCCUGUACAUAUGUGUAUUAUUAUUUUUGCAUUUAGUUAAUAUGAGAAUAUGCUCAACAAAGCUUUGAUGUGGCCAGGCAGUGUUUCCACAAAUCCACUCUAUUCACUUUGUAUUGCUUGAGGCAGAGCCAGUCAAGGGCAAUAAAUAUGGCACCAGAGGAGAGAAUGCAUUUUGUCCACAAUAUAUCAUGUGGAGGUAACUGCAUUCAUAGAGUCUGUGAACUAAAAACAGAACAGGGAAAAAGUAAGAGUUCAUUAUGAGGCUGCAGAACAGACUGGUUGCACAGGGGCCGUUUGCAUGGAACAAUGCUCAGGGUAUGAGGCAAAAUUUUACUGGCUCAGAUGAUUACAGUUUUACUGUUUUGAGUUGGAUUAAAUGCAGGGAAUCAGACAAAUGGCUAUCAUUUUGCAACACAUUUGAUAAACUGUUCACUUCCAUUAGAAAACAGCCCAUUUGGUUCAGGCCCCUCUAUAGCUAAUGGCACCAUUUUGAUAAUAUCAGACUGUUAAAAUUACGUCACACACUUGAGGUUUUUUUUUCCAACUUCUAAUUUUUUUGGCCUACAAAUGUUUGUUGUUAGCUUAGAAUAAAUUUACACUUUUCCUGUUGUAUUAUGUUGUAGUAUCUAUUGGAAGUUUUAGUUUGCUUGAUAUCAAGCUAAUGAUAGCGAUUGUGAAAUGGAAGCUAAAGGUUAUUAGUAUCAAAAUUUUUACUUUAUUUUGAAAUAUUUCCCUCCAGAUUUUCUGUAAACAUUUUUUUCAGUUGCUGAAAAAACAAGAGGCUGUGAAAUAAUGUCAUACUUUCUGCAUUAACAGUCAAAGUAUUUUAUGUUUUUGAUCAAAGUAUUUGAGGUAACCGCCCUGAGCAUGAUGUCAGAGGAAAGCGGCCACCGGAUGAAUAUGGUCCAUGAAGUCCAGUUUGGGUCUGAAUUGUUAAAUAUAAUGUGGGGGAAAAAAGUGACCGGAGUUAAGAUGUCAAUUUAAUUUCAACCUCACUUAUUGUAACUGUACUACUGAGUCUGGUGCACAAUGACAAGUAUCACACAUGUUCAUUUUAUUUAUUAUUUACUCCUUGUAAUUCUAACAUUCUUUGACGUUAUCCUGUAAAAUGUAAUAGUGGCAUUGACAUGUAAAUGAUUUGUAUAUUUGUUUUAUUUUGGCUCUGCUCUAGUAUUUGAAAUAUUGUUUAUUCUUUAAAAAAAAAAAAGGCUUCGUUGUUACCAUGCAACUGACUGCAUGCUUAACUUUAAAAACUGGAUUUUAUUUUGAAUGAGUUAUAUUGGAGUAAUAAUCAUUUUGAAGAGUAUUAAUUUUAUAACAGUAUAGAUUUCUUUCCCUAAAAAGCCCCAAAUGCCAUGGGAUGAUAUAUAUUUGAGAAGUUGCUUUAUUACUUAGAUAUGUACUGUAACCAAAGGAGAAUAAUUUUAAAUUUGUCUUAUCUCAUAAUUCAUCUAGGACAAUGCAUUUUCAAUUCAACAUUUCCACUUGGAAUCUAACCUUUGGAAGCACAACUUAAAUAUUGAAACAAACUACAAUCUAUGAAACAUGUUACAUUUGGUUCUAACUGCACAGUCCGAAAGCCAUACUGAUUGGGGGAAAAAAAACAAAAACAAAUCUGAAUAUUUUUAUGAAAUAUAUUUUUGUUUCAUUUGUAUUAUCUGUAAGUGUGUGGAGCAGUUACUAAAAACUACAGAUGGAAUUAAGGGCCCCCCCAUUCAGCCUUUUGCAAAACAUUGUACAUUUUAAGACGAAUAACAUUACAGCACUCUGGAAUAGUACCUAACCCAGAUAGACGGGACUAUUUUUCCACCCCUUUUUCUUUUCAGUUAGUCAUUUUCUUUUCACAUUUGGAAUGUUGACCAGCGUUAUUUUUUUAUAGUCAAUUUCUAGUCUCCACAAAGUACAACAUGGCAAAAUACACAUCUAUAUUUGAAAAUAGAUUAAGUUGGAGGUAUUUUCUAAAGUUGAAUUUUAUUCAUAUUUUCUGUGGUCAACAGCCUCAGUACUGAUCCAUUUAGUUGCAUAAUUUGUCUUCAGUGUGAUUAGCAUCGUGUCAUCUGCUUAUGAAACAUUGCAAUAAAGUUUAUUUUUGCAUAACGA
Sphaeramia orbicularis (orbiculate cardinalfish) is the source of this 6566-nucleotide messenger RNA. It is a transcript of the gene ripor2, whose product is annotated as RHO family interacting cell polarization regulator 2. The coding region runs from base 385 to 3603 and encodes 1072 amino acids. The transcript is spliced from 22 exons. The record is from RefSeq and is a predicted model, not a curated record. NCBI's taxonomy places the organism in Eukaryota, Metazoa, Chordata, Actinopteri, Kurtiformes, Apogonidae.